Molecule: messenger RNA, 1035 nt
Organism: Cydia amplana
Lineage: Eukaryota; Metazoa; Arthropoda; Insecta; Lepidoptera; Tortricidae
Product: epidermal retinol dehydrogenase 2-like
Exons: 7
Coding region: 50-1027 (325 amino acids)
Cellular component (GO): lipid droplet
Molecular function (GO): oxidoreductase activity, acting on the CH-OH group of donors, NAD or NADP as acceptor
Source: RefSeq, a predicted model, not a curated record
AGUAAUAUUUAUUAUACAGAUUUUUAUGUAGUUCAUAUCCUCUAGCAAAAUGGAGAACCGUCAACUGGAUACAAUAUUCGGCUUCAUCCUAAACAUAAUGUUUCCAAUCAAGUUGUUACUCCGUGUCUACUCACUAGGCAUCCUGAUGAUAGACUUCAUGUGGGUGUGGGUGAAUGCAGCCUUGGCCAUUAUGCAGGCUAUGUAUGAGCUGUUCUGGCCACCUCCCAUGAAGUCCUUGAAUAUGGAGACGGCUUUAGUCAUAGGCUCCGGCAGAGGAGUAGGCCGGGAGCUAGCCAUCCAGCUCUCUGAUCUAGGUGCCAUUGUACUCUGUGUAGACAAGAACAGCGCCAACAACAAGGGUACCCUGGACGCGAUCAAGCGGCGCGGCGGCUCGGCACUUAGCUUCACUUGUGAUAUUACAAAGAAGCAGAAUGUUGAGGAGUUGGCGACACAAGUGCGGAAGGAGAUAGGUUUUGUUAGCAUGCUGUUCAACUGCUGCGGCAUUCCCAGUCCGCGAUCUCUGCUCACGCAACCUCCGCAAGACAUACAUGAAACUUUGGAUCUCACACUUACAUCGUUUUUCUGGCUCAUAGACCAGUUCAUCCCAGCCAUGAAAGCGAAGAACCGCGGCCACAUAGUAGCGCUGACUUCAGUAGCCGGUCUCAGCUACAUCAAGGAUCAGAUGCCAUUGAGUGUCGCCCAGUUUGCUGUCCAAGGGCUGGCAGAAUCCCUCAUGGAGGACCUGAGAAUAAACAGGAUAGACGGGGUCCACGUGACCCUGACCCACAUCUAUCCGUUCAUCGUAGGGGAAGACAGCUCGGAAUUGAGGUUAAGGAUACCAAGCUACUUUGGUACUAUAACCCCGCAAGUGGCAGCCUCCAGUAUACUAGAGAGCGUCCGUCGGAAUUACCCCGAAGCGUCAGUGCCUAAACACCUUCUCUUCCUAGGCCACCUGCUCCGGAUACUACCCAGGAAGGCCACAGUACUGAUACGGGACCUAUUAGACACGGGUGUGGAUUUUGCGUGAUACUAGUA